CGCUCGCACGCACGCACGCGCGGGCUCUGAGCCCCCUGGAGGGCGGCGUCGCGCGGCCCCCAGGCCUCCGCGCUGAUCCGGGCACGACCUCUGGAUUCUCGGCGUCACCUUGCAUUCCAUGCACCGCGGUGCUAGCCGUGUGGAUGACAGGCUCUUGGUGCUCCAGCCAGGCGUCAGGGCUGUGCCUCUGAGGUGGGAGAGCCAAGUUCAGGACAUUGGUCCACAAGAGACCUCCCAGCUGCAUGUGAUAUCAAAUGGUGAAAAUCUCCCAGAGGUCUCCAUCUCAAGGCCAAGACCCACCUCCACUCAACGACGAGCAAGCUACAGUGCUGGACACCCUAUGCCAAACAACUAGCAAGACAGGAACACAACCCCACCCAUUAACAGGGAGGCUGCCUAAAAUCAUAAUAAGGCCACAGACACCGUAAAACACACCACCAGACAUGGACCUGCCCACCAGAAAGACAAGAUCCAGCCUCAUCCACCAGAACACAGGCACUAGUCCCCUCCACCACGAAGCCUACACAACCCACUGAACCAAGCUUAGCCACUGGGGGCAGACACCAAAAAAAACGGGAACUAUUAACCUGCAGCCUGCGAAAAGGAGACCCCAAACACAGUAAGCUAAGCAAAAUGAGAAGACAGAGAAACACACAGCAGAUGAAGGAGCAAGGUAAAAACCCACCAGACCUAACAAAUGAAGAGGAAAUAGGCAGUCUACCUGAAAAAGAAUUCAGAAUAAUGAUAGUAAAGAUGAUCCAAAAUCUUGGAAAUAGAAUGGAGAAAAUACAAGAAACGUUUAACAAGGACCUAGAAGAACUAAAGAGCAAACAAACAAUGAUGAACAACACAAUAAAUGAAAUUAAAAAUUCUCUAGAAAGGAUCAAUAGCUGAGGCAGAAGAAUGGAUAAGUGACCUGGAAGAUAAAAUAGUGGAAAUACCUACUGCAGAGCAGAAUAAAGAAAAAAGAAUGAAAAGAAUUGAGGACAGUCUAAGAGACCUCUGGGACAACAUUAAAUGCAACAACAUUCGAAUUAUAGGGGUCCCAGAACAAAAAGAGAAAAAGAAAGGGACUGAGAAAAUACUUGAAGAGAUUAUAGUUGAAAACUUCCCUAAUAUGGGAAAGGAAAUAGUUAAUCAAGUCCAGGAAGCACAGAAAGUCCCAUACAGGAUAAAUCCAGGGAGAAACACGCCAAGACACAUAUUAAACAAACUAUCAAAAAGUAAAUACAAAGAAAAAAUAUUAAAAGCACCAAGGGAAAAACAACAAAUAGCACACAAGGGAAUCCCCAUAAGGUUAACAGCGAUCUUUCAGCAGAAACUCUGCAAGCCAGAAGGGAGUGACAGGACAUGUUUAAAGUGAUGAAACGGAAAAACCUACAACCAAGAUUACUGUACCCAGCAAGGAUCUCAUUCAGAUUUGAUGGAGAAAUUAAAACCUUUACAGACAAGCAAAAGCUAAGAGAAUUCAGCACCGCCAAACCAGCUUUACAACAAAUGCUAAAGGAACUUCUCUAGGCAGGAAACACAAGAGGAGGAAAAGACCUACAAUAACAAACUCAAAACAAUUUACAAAAUGGUAAUAGGACAUACAUAUCAAUAAUUACCUUAAAUGUAAAUGGAUUAAAUGCUCCAACCAAAAGACAUAGACUGGCUGAAUGGAUACAAAAACAAGACCUGUAUAUAUGCUGUCUACAAGAGAUCCACUUCAGACCUAGGGACACAUACAGACUGAAAGUGAGGGGAUGGAAAAAGAUAUUCCAGGCAAAUGGAAAUCAAAAGAAAGCUGGAGUAGCAAUUCUCAUAUCGGACAAAAUGGAUUUUAAAAUAAAGACUAUUAUAAGAGACAAAGAAGGACACUACAUAAUGAUGAAGGGAUCAAUCCAAGAAGAAGAUAUAACAAUUGUAAAUAUUUAUGCACCCAACAUAGGAGCACCUCAAUACAUAAGGCAAAUGCUAACAGCCAUAAAAGGGGAAAUCGACAGUAACACAAUCAUGGUAGGGGAUUUUAACACCCCACUUUCCCCAAUGGACAGAUCAUCAAAAAUGAAAAUAAAUAAGGAAAUACAAGCUUUAAAUGCUACAUUAAACAAAAUGGACUUAAUUGAUAUUUAUAGGACAGUCCAUCCAAAAACAACAGAACACACUUUCUUCUCAAGUGCUCAUAGAACAUUCUCCAGGAUAGAUCAUAUCGUGGGUCACAAAUCAAGCCUUGGUAAAUUUAAGAAAAUUGAAAUCGUAUCAAGUAUAUUUUCCGACCACAACACUAUGAGACUAGAUACCAAUUACAGGAAAAAAAUCUGUAAAAAAUGCAAACACAUGGAGGCUAAACAAUACACUACUUAAUAACCAAGAGAUCACUGAAGAAAUCAAAGAGGAAAUCAAAAAAUACCUAGAAACAAAUGACAAUGAAAACACGACCACCCAAAACCUAUGGAAUGCAGCAAAAGCAGUUCUAAGAGGGAAGUUUAUAGCAAUACAAUCCUACCUUAAGAAACAAGAAACGUCACAAAUAAAUAACCUAACCGGGCUUCCCUGGUGGUGCAGUGGUUGAGAAUCUGCCUGCCAAUGCAGGGGACACGGGUUCGAGCCCUGGUCUGGGAAGAUCCCACAUGCCGCGGAGCGACUGGGCCUGUGAGCCACAAUUGCUGAGCCUGCGCGUCUGGAGCCUGUGCUCUGCAACAAGACAGGCCGCGAUAGUGGGAGGCCCACACACCGUGAUGAAGAGUGGCCCCCACUUGCCGCAACUAGAGAAAGCCCUCGCACAGAAAACGAAGAUCCAACACAGCCAUAAAUAAAUAAAUAAAAUGAACAACCUAACCUUACACCUAAAGCAAUUAGAGAAAGAAGAACAAAAAAACCCCAAAGUUAGCAGAAGGAAAGAAAUCAUAAAGAUCAGAUCAGAAAUAAAUGAAAAAGAAAUGAAGGAAACGAUUAAAAAGAUCAAUAAAACUAAAGGCUGGUUCUUUGCGAAGAUAAACAAAAUUGAUAAACCAUUAGCCAGACUCAUCAAGAAAAAAAGGGAGAAGACUCAGAUCAAUAGAAUUAGAAACGAAAAAGGAGAAGUAACAGCUGACACUGCAGAAAUACAAUGGAUCAUGAGAGAUUACUACAGGCAACUAUAUGCCAAUAAAAUGGACAACCUGAAAGAAAUGGACAAAUUCUUAGAAAUGCACAACCUGCCGAGACUGAACCAUGAAGAAAUAGAAAAUAUGAACAGACCAAUCACAGGCACUGAAAUUGAAACUGUGAUUAAAAAUCUUCCAACAAACAAAAGCCCAGGACCAGAUGGCUUCACAGGUGAAUUCUAUCAAACAUUUAGAGAAGAGCUAAAACCUAUCCUUCUCAAACUCUUCCAAAAUAUACCAGAGGGAGGAACAGUCCCAAACUCAUUCUACGAGGCCACCAUCACCCUGAUACUAAAACCAGACAAAGAUGUCACAAAGAAAGAAAACUACAGGCCAAUAUCACUGAUGAACAUAGAUGCAAAAAUCCUCAACAAAAUACUAGCAAACAGAAUCCAACAGCACAUUAAAAGGAUCAUGCACCAUGAACAAGUGGUGCUUAUCCCAGGAAUGCAAGGAUUCUUCAAUAUACGCAAAUCAAUGUGAUACACCAUAUUAACAAACUGGGGAGAAAAACCGUAUGAUCAUCUCAAUACAUGCAGAGAAAGCUUUCGACAAAAUUCAACACCCAUUUAUGAUAAAAGCCCUGCAGAAAGUAGGCAUAGAGGGAACUUACCUCAACAUAAUAAAGGCCAUAUAUGACAAACCCACAGCCAACAUCGUCCUCAAUGGUGAAGAACUGAAAGCAUUUCCACUAAGAUAAGGAAGAAGACAAGGUUGCCCACUCUCACCACUAUUAUUCAACAUAGUUUUGGACGUUUUAGCCACAGCAAUCAGAGAAGAAAAAGAAAUAAAAGGAAUCCAAAUCAGAAAAGAAGAAAUAAAGCUGUCACUGUUUGCAGAUAACAUGGUACUAUAUGUAGAGAAUCCUAAAGAUGCUACCAGAAAACUACUAGAGCUAAUCAAUGAAUUUGGUAAAGUAGCAGGAUACAAAAUUAAUGCACAGAAAUCUCUUGCAUUUCUAUACACUAAUGAUGAAAAAUCUGAAAGUGAAUUUAAGAAAACACUCCCAUUUACCCUUGCAACAAAAAGAAUAAAAUAUCUAGGAAUAAACCUACCUAAGGAGACAAAAGACCUGUAUGCAGAAAAUUAUAAGACACUGAUGAAAGAAAUUAAAGAUGAUACAAACGGAUGGAGAGAUAUACCAUGUUCUUGGAUUGGAAGAAUCAACAUUGUGAAAAUUACUAUACUACCCAAAGCAAUCUACAGAUUCAAUGUAAUCCCUAUCAAACUACCACUGGCAUUUUUCACAGAACUAGAACAAAAAAUUUCACAAUUUGUAUGGAAACACAAAAGACCCCGAAUAGCCAAAGCAAUCUUGAGAAAGAAAAACGGAGCUGGAGUAAUCAGGCUCCCUGACUUCAGACUGUACUACAAAGCUAUAGUAAUCAAGACAGUAUGGUACUGGCACAAAAACAGAAAUAUAGAUCAAUGGAACAGGAUAGAAAGCCCAGAGAUAAACCCACGCACAUAUGGUCAGCUUAUUUUUGAUAAAGCAGGCAAGAAUAUACAGUGGAGAAAAGACAGCCUCUUCAAUAAGUGGUGCUGGGAAAAUUGGACAGGUACAUGUAAAAGUAUGAAAUUAGAACACUCCCUGACACCAUACACAAAAAUAAACUCAAAAUGGAUUAAAGACCUAAGUGUAAGGCCAGACAUUAUCAAACUCUUAGAGGAAAACAUAGGCAGAACACUCUAUGACAUAAAUCACAGCAAGAUCCUUUUUGACCCAACUCCUAGAGAAAUGGAAAUAAAAACACAAAUAAACAAAUGGGACCUAAUGAAACUUAAAAGCUUUUGCACAGCAAAGGAAACCAUAAAAAAGACCAAAAGACAACCCUCAGAAUGGGAGAAAAUAUUUGCAAACGAAGCAACUAACAAAGGAUUAAUCUCCAAAAUAUACAAGCAGCUCGUGCAGCUCAAUAUCAAGAAAACAAACAACCCAAUCCAAAAAUGGGCAGAAGACCUAAAUAGACAUUUCUCCAAAGAAGAUAUACAGAUUGCCAACAAACACAUGAAAGAAUGCUCAACAUUAUUAAUCAUUAGAGAAAUGCAAAUCAAAACUACAAUGAGAUGUCAUCUCACACCCGUCAGAAUGGCCAUCGUCAAAAAAUCUACAAACAAUAAAUGCUGGAGAGGGUGUGGAGAAAAGGGAACCCUCUCGCACUGUUGGUGGGAAUGUAAAUUGAUACAGCCACUAUGGAGAACAGUAUGGAGGUUCCUUAAAAAACUAAAAAUAGAACUACCAUAUGAUGCAGCAAUCCCACUACUGGGCAUAUACCCUGAGAAAACCAUAAUUCAAAAGAGUCCUGUACCACAAUGUUCAUUGCAGCACUAUUUACAAUAGCCAGGACGUAGAAGCAACGUAAGUGUCCAUCAGCAGAGGAAUGGGGCUUCCCUGGUGGCGCAGUGGUUGAGAGUCUGCCUGCCAGUGCACGGGACACAGGUUCGAGCCCUGGUCUGGGAAGAUCCCACAUGCCGCGGAGCAACUGGACCCGUGAGCCACAACUACUGAGUCUGCGCGUCUGGAGCCUGUGCUCCGCAACAAGAGAGGCCGCGACAGUGAGAGGCCCGGGCACCGUGAUGAAGAGUGGCCCCCACUUGCCGCAACUAGAGAAAGGCCUCGCACAGAAACGAAGACCCAACACAGCCAAAAAUAAUAAAUAAAUAAAUAAAUAAAUAAAUAAAUAUUUAAAAAAAACAAAGAACAAAAACCAGAUGAAUGGAUAAAGAAGAUGUGGCACAUAUAUACAAUGGAAUAUUACUCAGCUAAAAAAAUAAACGAAAUUGAGUUAUUUGUAGUGAGGUGGAUGUACCUAGAGUCUGUCAUACAGAGUGAAGUAAGUCAGAAAGAGAAACACAAAUACCAUAUGCAAACAGAUAUAUAUGGAAUCUAAAACAAAUAAAAAAUGUUCAUGAAGAAUGUAGGGGCAAAAUGGGAAUAAAGACGCAGACCUACUAGAGAAUGGACUUGAGGAUAUGGGGACGGGGAAGGGUAAGCUGGCACAAAGUGAGAGAGUGGCAUGGACAUAUAUACACUACCAAAUGUAAAAUAGAUAGCUAGUGGGAAGCAGCCGCGUAGUACAGGGAGAUCAGCUCGGUGC
Balaenoptera acutorostrata (minke whale) is the source of this 6226-nucleotide messenger RNA. It is a transcript of the gene NMD3, whose product is annotated as NMD3 ribosome export adaptor. Gene Ontology annotation, cellular component: nucleus; cytoplasm. The coding region runs from base 3973 to 5469 and encodes 498 amino acids. Lineage: Eukaryota; Metazoa; Chordata; Mammalia; Artiodactyla; Balaenopteridae. Gene Ontology annotation, biological process: ribosomal large subunit export from nucleus. Gene Ontology annotation, molecular function: ribosomal large subunit binding. The record is from RefSeq and is a predicted model, not a curated record. The transcript has 2 exons.